Molecule: messenger RNA, 1573 nt
Organism: Aricia agestis (brown argus)
Lineage: Eukaryota; Metazoa; Arthropoda; Insecta; Lepidoptera; Lycaenidae
Gene: AK
Product: arginine kinase
Exons: 3
Coding region: 233-1372 (379 amino acids)
Biological process (GO): phosphocreatine biosynthetic process
Molecular function (GO): creatine kinase activity
Source: RefSeq, a predicted model, not a curated record
GAAAAGUUUUGAAGCAGACCCCGAAGGGCGGGAAGCGUGAGUCGCGUGCGUGCGUGCCGGGAAUCGAUCGGGCCACCCCUCGCCCUUGCCGCUCCCUACACGGACACAUUCACCGGGACAAAAUCCAUUCCAUCAUUGCAUUUAGUAUCCUCCGUUCAUUUUAUUUAAUUUGCAAUAGUUUUUAGUGACAUAGUGCAUGUUUAGCAGCUAGUUAUCAUUCAGAUUUGUGAAAAUGGGUGGUUGUGCAACAAAAGAAAAUAAGGAAGGUAAACCGGCAGAUGAAUCCGACGGAAAAGCCGCAGCAAUGGUGGACGCCGCAACCCUUGAGAAACUGGAGGCUGGCUUCAGCAAGCUCGCAGCUUCUGACUCCAAGUCGCUGCUGAAGAAAUACCUCACCAAGGAGGUUUUCGAGGCCCUGAAAAACAAGAAGACUUCCUUCGGCUCCACUCUCUUGGACUGCAUCCAAUCGGGUAUUGAGAACUUGGACUCGGGUGUCGGAAUCUAUGCCCCUGAUGCUGAGGCAUACACAGUGUUCGCUGACCUGUUCGACCCCAUCAUCGAGGACUACCACAAUGGCUUCAAGAAGACCGACAAGCACCCCCCCAAGAACUGGGGUGAUGUAGACACUCUUGGCAACCUGGACCCUGCCGGUGAAUUCAUCGUCUCCACCCGCGUCCGAUGCGGUCGAUCCAUGGAAGGCUACCCCUUCAACCCCUGCCUGACAGAGGCCCAGUACAAGGAGAUGGAGGACAAAGUCUCCUCCACCCUCUCUGGCCUCGAAGGUGAACUGAAGGGUACGUUCUACCCCCUCACUGGAAUGUCCAAGGAGACCCAGCAGCAGCUCAUCGACGACCACUUCCUCUUCAAGGAGGGUGACCGUUUCCUCCAGGCUGCAAACGCCUGCCGAUUCUGGCCCACCGGCCGCGGCAUCUACCACAACGACAACAAGUCCUUCCUGGUGUGGUGCAAUGAGGAGGACCACCUCCGCAUCAUCUCCAUGCAGAUGGGCGGUGAUCUCCAGCAGGUGUACAAGAGGCUCGUGACCGCCGUCAACGACAUCGAGAAGAGGAUCCCAUUCUCACACAACGACCGCCUGGGCUUCCUCACCUUCUGUCCCACCAACCUGGGCACCACAGUGCGCGCGUCCGUGCACAUCAAGCUGCCCAAGCUGGCCGCCGACAAGGCCAAGCUGGAGGAGGUGGCGUCCAAGUACCACUUGCAGGUGCGCGGCACCCGCGGCGAGCACACGGAGGCCGAGGGCGGCGUCUACGACAUCUCCAACAAGAGGCGCAUGGGGCUCACCGAGUACGAUGCCGUCAAGGAGAUGUACGACGGCAUCGCUGAACUGAUUAAGAUUGAGAAGUCGUUGUAAGCUUGAUCUCGCUAACGAUAUUAUUUUUUUUAUUUAUCGUUUUCACGUAAGCAUUGAAUGUUGGAGGGCUGCCGGGCUACUACUAGUCAGUGACUCCGUCUGGUGUCCGGGCGCGGGCGGCCCGCUAUUACUGUUUUUUCGUAAAAAAUAUUUUCUAUAAGAAAAUGGAAAAUAAAGACAACUAGCGUUAAGACAAAAAAA